AUGUUGUCUGCUUCUUCACCCAUCACCUUCCCCAAAAGCUCUCCUCCUCCCCCGAAGCGCGCCAAACCCCACGACCAUGGCCCUCCUAAACCGAAAGCCCGAGCUGGACCAUUCAUGGUCGAUGAUGACGACUCCGACUCGAACGACGAUGCCGAGGAAUUUUUGAAUACACAACCUCUAGCGAAGCGCCCCAGGAUUGAGGAUUCCCGUGGGAAGCCUUCAGAGACAGUCUCUGAAGUCGAGCCGACAACUGCAAAGCCUGUCAACGACCCUAAGCCAACACCAGAGAUCAUCGACGUGGAAGCCCGGCGGCCAAUAUUCCCAAUCCAGCAGGAUCUCUAUUCCACAUCCAUUUUUGGCAGACUGUCGUCCAAAUCAUUCACAGUCCGGACAUGUAAAGGCAACACCACAACCAUCAAGGAGCGAAAGACAAGCUCGGCACCCACAUACGAGUCAAUGGUUGCAGCUCGGUCAAAGACAAAGGAAGGACGAGCUAAGAGGAGCUACUACGGCAUCGAUAUUCAUAAUCUCAUGAGCGCAGCUUCCGCUGAGAUCGCUGCUAAGAAACAAGCACGACCACAUGAGCCUAGUGUGCCGGUACAGUCGAUCGAAACACCAGUAACAACUGGUAAGAGGCCUAAGCGAACACUACUAUGGACGGAGAAGUAUCGAGCGCGGACUUUUAUGGACCUUUGCGGCGACGAUGGUACCAAUCGACGAGUUUUGCGCUGGUUGAAGAAAUGGGAUCCCAUUGUGUUUCCAGGAGCGGCCAAGUCUAGGCCAUCAAUUGCUGGUUACGAGGCUAUCGAGAUUAACGCCAGUGACGACCGAAGUCGUGAUGUCGUAAAGAACCGGAUUCGAACAAGUUUGGGCACAGAGAGUGUUAAGACGGUGAGCAACCGCAAAGACGGCGAUGGCCCCCAAAAGGUGGCCAAGCCUGCGUGUGUCGUGGUGGACGAAGUCGACGGUGUCGUGUCGGGUUCAGGAGCCUCAGGCGAUGGUGGCUUUGUCAAGGCGCUUAUAGAUCUUGUUCUUCUGGACCAGAAGAACUCUUCAGGGGCUGCGGCGUCGAACCAUCAUGGGCGCAAGAAGAAGGGUGAUGACUUUCGACUCAUGCGUCCCCUGAUUCUCAUCUGCAACGAUGUCUACGCGCCCGCCCUUCGACCACUCCGACAAUCGGGUCUGGCGGAAAUCAUCCAUGUCGGCAAGCCCACCAUCGACAUAGUCGUUGGUCGUCUCAAGACUGUUUUUGAAAAGGAGGGUAUUCCUUGUGACAAGGACGCCGCUCGAAAGCUUUGCGAGGCAGCCUGGGGCAUGACUAGUGGCAUUGAUGCUAAACGGGGCGCCGAGAGCACUGUCGAGGGUGACCUUCGAGGUGUCAUGGUGGUUGGUGAAUGGGUCGCAGGACGCUUCCGAGCAUCGCCUCUGGAAGGCUCAGGUCGCCUUACUCGACAGUGGAUAGAACGCAAUGUUCUCCAAGAUCUCGCCAACGGCGCUGGUGGUGCACGUGGAGUCGGCCGCGGUGGUGUCAAAGACAUCAUCUCGCGUCUGUUCCAAGAAGGCGGUGGCUUUCCCAAGCAAGCCAUGAACUUUUCAGAAUCCAAGACACAGCACGAGCAGCCAAAGGCGGAACUGGGCUUUGGCGAGUACCAGAAGAAGUAUGCCAUGGAGCGUCUACGGCAGAUGAUUGACACGAGCGGCGAGAUCAGUCACAUCAUGACCGAGGUGUUUGCCGAGUAUCCCAACCGCGAGUACAACGAUGAUCUCUACCUGACAAAGCCUAACCAGGCGUAUGAGUGGCUUCACUUCCACGAUACGUGCCAGUCACGGCUGUACUCCAGUCAGGAGUGGGAACUCUCGCAGUAUCUCAGUCAACCUGUGCUGGCAUGUCAUCACCUAUUCGCUUCACCGAAGCGGUAUUUGCCCAGUAUGGGCUACGAUCGUCGUUGGGGUGGUGAAGCUGAGGAGGAUAACACGCCUCCUAUGCCCUUCUCUGGCCCUCGCGCCGACUAUCAAGCUAAUGAAGCUGAGAGACAGAAUCGAGCCCAGCUUCAGGCUCUGCAGAGUCAACUCACCCCUACGCUCAUGCGAUCCUUCCGCAGUGUUGAGGAUGUGGCUGCUGAGUUCCUCCCGUACCUAGUGCGUCUUGUGUCCCCUGAUGUCAAGCCUGUCGUCGUGGGUGGAAGUCAGGGAACCACGGCCAGUGUACGCAAGGAGAGCGAGCGUACCAUGGUUAAGCGUGCAUCCGAGGUACUCGCCGAGGUGGGAAUUUCUCUGCAAAAGGGCAGAAUUGAGGAUGAAUCGCUUGUCAAUCGGGGGCCGCAGUGGGUUUACCGAAUGGAACCGGAUCUCGACACUCUCGCCACAUUCGAGACUGCUGCUUCACUACUCCUCCCCUCUGCGGCGCCUACGCGUUACGCCGUUCGACAGGUUCUUGACCAAGAACUUCGCAAGACGAAUGCAGAGCGCGAAGCACUUGCUCGCCAGGCACGCUUCCAAGCUGGCGGCACCUCAGGGCGGCUUGAGAGCCUGACCAAGGCUGCCGAUGCUAGGAACAAGAAGAUUGUCGAAGAGGCGUCUGCCAAGGACGCAUCGUCCGUCAAGCGAGACUUCUUUGGCCGUAUCAUUGAGGCACGGCCAGUUGUAGAGUCUGGUAAGGAGAGCACGGAACAGAGGGCGCGCAAGACGGAAAAGGAACGCAAGGUGUGGGUGACGUACCAUGAAGGGUUGAAUAAUGCUGUGAGGAAACCGAUGUCGUUGCAGGAGUUUAUGAGAGGUCUAUAA
Fusarium vanettenii 77-13-4 is the source of this 2784-nucleotide messenger RNA. RefSeq lists its product as uncharacterized. Gene Ontology annotation, cellular component: nucleus. The record is from RefSeq and is a predicted model, not a curated record. NCBI's taxonomy places the organism in Eukaryota, Fungi, Ascomycota, Sordariomycetes, Hypocreales, Nectriaceae. Bases 1 to 2784 code for a protein of 927 amino acids. Gene Ontology annotation, molecular function: DNA binding. The transcript is spliced from 3 exons.